UUAUAGCGGAAGAUUUUCUUUUUCUUCUAAGCCACAUGUCUACUGUUCCUUUUUAGUUCAAGUAUGUUAGAAGAGGAUUUCUCUUCAGUGCGAACUUCAAGCCUGAUCAUCUGUAUUCUGAAUGCCAUUUGUUUCUUUCCAGCAGCGCUAGGAAACGGAAUCAUACUGAUCGCUAUUCGGCGGACGCCAUCUCUACAUUCGCCUUCGAACACGUUCUUGUUUGGUCUUGCACUGACUGACUUCCUCGUUGGUUUAGUGACUCAGCCGUUAAAUGUCGCCUCCUCUGUCAUUUUCCUUGUCGAAAAGGAAGAAGGUCCAAUCGCUCUUACAUUAGCGUUUGAUUUUAUCUCUGUUGUAUUGACUGCGGCAUCUUUUAUGAUAGCAACUGCUAUAAGUAUCGAUAGGUACCUGGUAUUUUACCUGCAUAUGAGAUAUCAAGCUAUCGUCACCAACAAAAAAGUCGUGGCGAUCGUCGUUUUAUGUUGGUGUUUAUCCUGUUUAUUUGGGGUCAUUUGGACCCAGAAUACCAGAGCCCACUAUGUCAUUGGAAUAGCAAGCGUCGUUAUCUCCAUUGUUAUUGUUUCUCUGAUGUAUUUUAAAAUCUAUCGAGUUGUGAGACGUCACCAGGCCCAAAUACAAUCUCAAGCUCGUUUUGGAAUCGCCGCAAAGGAAGUUUCAUCGCAUUUGCAGUUCGCACGUCUCACUAAGUCUGCUGUGAAUACGUUUUACGUUUGCUUCAUUCUCUUUCUUUGCUUUUUUCCAUACGUUUUUACAGCUGGCUUAAUUCAAAUGACAGGUCCAAGCCUCACCAAACGUAUUGUACUGCAAUACACAGGAACCAUAGCGUUUAUAAACUCGUCGCUGAACCCAUUAGUUUACUUUUGGCGGCUUCCUGAAAUCCGAAAGGCUAUAAAGAGAUCUUUACGGUGUUGCUACAGUAGACGUGCAGGCGAGCGACAAGAAAGUAAAUGGAGGAGUGAAAAAGCUUCUAACACAUAGAGAACUCUGCCAUUUCUGAUAUUGAACUAUAGCUCCUCCAUCAUGAUUGUCCGAAUGCGCCGAGUUUUUUUUUCUUUAAGGCUCAAUAAUGUGGCUGGUAGACCUUAUACAAAAGAUCAGCUUCUUUCACGAUAUUUCAAUGACCAGCAACUGAGUUUGUCGUUUAGUGAAUGUUUCAUUUCUUCUUCUAAAAUCUUAGACCAUAGAGGAAACAUGCAGGAUACAGGAAGGAGGGUGUCGGAUACAAGGAAAGUUGAAAGAAUUCAAGAGCAAGCACUGAGGAUAGUUUAUAAUUCACAUUCAGAAACGUACGUGAACUUAUUAGGUCGUGCUAAACUACCUACCCUUCUGAAUAGGAGAUUGCAAGAUAAAGUUAUACUUAUGUAUAAGGUUAAAUAUAGGCUAGUUCCUGAUUUCAUUUGUGACAUUUUUAGUCCUAAGUCUUGUAAAUAUAAUUUAGAAAUCAAAUUUUUUAUAUUCCUAGGUUUCAUUUUGUAUUGUAUGGUAAACACUCUCUUAGAUAUAUUGGACAAUUUCUAUGAAGCAAACUGAAAAAAAACAUCACUGAAAUUAGUAGCCUUUCUAGGUUUAAGUUCCAUAUUAGACGUAAGGAUCUUACCGAACUGAUAAAUGGUAACAAUUGCUCCGCGUGCGUAAUUUGUACCUCUUAGGUUAUAUAAUCUAUAGCAUAUUUCCUAUCAUUAAUUAGGUUAUUCAUCUACGUUGUGUCCCCAAUUAGCGUCAGCUAAAUACAUUGACACAUGAAUA
Messenger RNA from Stylophora pistillata, 1767 nucleotides. Its product is annotated as adenosine receptor A3-like. Gene Ontology annotation, molecular function: G protein-coupled receptor activity. The record is from RefSeq and is a predicted model, not a curated record. Gene Ontology annotation, cellular component: plasma membrane. NCBI's taxonomy places the organism in Eukaryota, Metazoa, Cnidaria, Anthozoa, Scleractinia, Pocilloporidae. Gene Ontology annotation, biological process: G protein-coupled receptor signaling pathway.